Molecule: messenger RNA, 4712 nt
Organism: Lineus longissimus
Lineage: Eukaryota; Metazoa; Nemertea; Pilidiophora; Heteronemertea; Lineidae
Product: G2/M phase-specific E3 ubiquitin-protein ligase-like
Exons: 10
Coding region: 1-1380 (459 amino acids)
Molecular function (GO): ubiquitin-protein transferase activity
Source: RefSeq, a predicted model, not a curated record
AUGAUGGAAACGGAAGCUGAAGACAAGCAUACUUCGCCAAUAGCUUCAUCCUCUUCAUCAACUGGGAACCAGCCUGAGGCCAGCACUCGACGUCCAAGUAUGAAAAACCCUCCAGCAUCAACCGCUGUGGUUGAUCAAUCUGUCUUGGGGACCAACAUUGAUGAUGAUACUUUGCCAGAAAUCCUGCCUGUUACUGCAGCUGCAAUGCUAGACUUUGAUAAUCAGAACAAUGCAGUGCAAAGGACAAGCAGACGAUCUGUGCAUAGGGGAACCAACUGGGAAAUUAAGACUAGUGUACUGGUCAACCGGGCAGAUGUCCUGGAGAGUACAGAGGAAGCAGUAGAGGAGGAUGAAAAUUUCAACUUUAAUGCUGUCCCUGAAGUAGAAUUCGCUGGGGAAGAUGCCACCGAUCUUGGCGGGCCGAUGAGGGAAUAUUUUAGCCUCCUACUGAACGCAAUAGUUGUAGGCGAUUGUUUCGAUGGUGAGUUGGAGAAGCGUUCCUUCUCACUGAACAUUAGCCAUCUGGAGGAGAAGAGGUACUUCCAGGCUGGUCAUUUCCUGGCAUGGAGCUUGCUCCAUGGUGGCCCCGGUCUUAAGUACCUCAGCAACCAAGUGUGGUCACUGAUGACCGGUGGAGUCAUUGAAGAUGAGGAUGUCAGCCAUGUGCCAGAUAUUGAUGUGCAGAAUAAAUUAAACAAGUUGAAGGAGUGCAAGACUGAUCAGGAGUUCUGCCAGGUCUGCAGGGAACUUGCAGAUUGGGGAUACGAUCGCGGUUGCCCCCAGAUCAUUGGGAUGAAGUCCCUCAAUCAAAGGACACCACUCCUGAGGCAUUUAAUUGCAUUCUAUUUGUUUUAUAGAGUAAAGCCGGCCAUCGAUCAGUUCACCAGUGGUAUGAACAGCCUUGGUGAUCUGUUCACAGUAAUGGGGAAGAAGCCAACAGACUUUCAAAAUUGCAUGUGCGGGGGUGAUAAAUCACUUACCCGCAAAACAUUGAAAUCGAUGUACCGAAUCCAGUACACCAAGAAAGAGGACAACAAGGCCCAGCAUGAGGAGGAGAAAGUAACAAUGUUAACUUUCGAAAGGUUCCUUCAGAGUUGUGAGAAUCAAAAGAACAAUAUCACGAUAAAUGAUGUUCUACAAUUUUGUACUGGACUGGCUUCACUUCCGCCUCAGGGGCUUAACCACAACGCAAUUGUGGUGAAGUUUUAUGACCAGGAGGAGGGCACAUUACGGUUGCCGUCGGCCUCGACAUGUGCGUUGUGGCUGUGGUUGCCAAGAAACCUGAAGGAUAGGAAAGACAAGAAGGUGGUGUUUGACGCGAAGGACUUUCUUGGGCAGGCAAUAAAGAACAGCUUGGCAUCUGGGUUCAAUAAAAUAUGAAUUUUUAGCUCACCUGGGUCAUCACAUUUUGUCCGUCGUCUGUCCAUCAACAAUGGUGGCACGUUUGUUCACCAUUAAGUCUAGAAAAUUGAAACUUGGUGUGUGGAUGUUUCAUGACAACUUGACUUGAUAUACCAAAGAUCAUCUCAAUUUGGCCUACUUUCUGGGCUCUAGGCCGCCAUCUUUGAAAACCUUCUCUGUCAAUAUCUCAUAGUCAGAAUCAUGACAUUUUUACUGUGGUAACUUCAGACAAGAAUACAUGACAUAAUACCCGGGUUUUAGAUUUGACCCACUUUUCAUGGUCACAGAGGUCAAAGUAGAAAAUUUCACGGUGGCACAUUUCUUCAUUAUUUGUCCUGGAAUUCUUAAAGAGUAAGUAGAAAGCCUUUAAAAUCGUUCAAAAUACAGUUCACCCGUGAGACAUUAACUCAAUAUAUCACGACUGACCAAAUUUCUGUGCCGAAAUAUUGCCAUAUGACCUAUAUCGGGGAUUUAAAUCGGCCAUGUAAGGGGCAAAUAUCUUGGUGCCAAAAACAGACGUCGGCCAUGUAUGUACACACCUGUUGGCUAUCUCUACAUGUUGACAAAAAUUUUAAGCUGCAGUGUAAGUAGGUCAGUGUCAUAAAAUUCUAUGGGUCAUGUCUCAAGAGGCGAAUGACCUUCACUCUCAUUUCAUCCAUCACUGAAACAUUACCAGGUGAGCACAAUGUCCUCGUACAUUUCAUUUAUAGCUCACCCAGGCUAUUUCAUUCCUGAGCGUAUGGAUUCAGUGAGUGGUAAUUGAUUCCUAGUGUCAUGAGGACAAUGCCAUUCCAUGUCUCAUCUUUAUUGAGGAUUUAUUUAUGUAUUUUUGUGGAUGGUGUUUGGUUUUUUGUGAAGAAGUACACUUUAGGGUGUCGGGUGCUACACUCCUUGCACCUUAAUGGGUAGUAAUCUGCAGGCAAUCUCUCAUUACAAACACAGAACAAACUUGUUAGGAAUCUUUUUUUCUGAGAUAUUGUACGUAAUAGGUGAUGUAAACCCUUUGAGUGCCAGCCCUCCAAAAGCCAGAUGGUCUACUUUUCCAGUCUGAAGUAUAUUUUGAAUUGAAUCGGAAUAGUCUAUAACUUUUUUAUGUGAGGAUUUUAUACUUGAAAUAUUUUCCUAAUCACGUUGUGCUAAGGAGGCAACACUUCACCACAACAUGGCCCUGGCUGUCAACUAGGGUAUUUGCGUUAUUGUCUAUUGAUGUAAACAAAAAGCUGUGGCGAGUUGUGCGCAAAUUUUGCAGUCAUCUCGUGCUGCAGUCACUCAUCGGAGAUCGGCCGAUUUAAAACUGUAAGUUCUAGAAGUUAUUAAGUAAUAAUAGGACAAAUAUUUUAAGUCAGUAAUUGUCAGAGAUUGUGAUAAGCACUCAUUCAGCGCAAUGAGCAAGUUAUUCUCUUGAACUAAAGCAACUGACGUCACACUUCUACACACCUUAUUUUGGUAUUGUUACAUCAAACACAUGAAGUUAUGUUAUGAGACAAGUAGCCCGACCUGUACCUGCUGACCUGCUGAACCCAGAUUAAUGUUAUUUUCAAUCCACGAUUGCAGGUCACCUGAUCUUUGAGAUUUCGCGGGAAAUGAAAUUGUAAACAAACGCAUGUGUGAAGUUCAAAUGUAAACAAAAAUGUACUUGAGUACGUUUUCCCAUAGUUAGGAGCUGGGGGUGAAAUUGGUUGUCUAUUGUUUAGUAAUGGGUGCUGUGUUAGCCAGAGCUAGACCUUGAUUAUGAAGGGAUUUUCAAAUGAAGGUGACCAUUGUCUGCCUAUGUGCUCACCACAGCUUUCAAUACUUGAUGAUGUAUCUGAAGAGACACUCUGAUCGUGGCAUGGCCUUAUCAAAGAGCUGCUCAUAGUGCUGAACUUCUAGCUUGCCUGUCGACUAAGUGCCUUGCCCGAGACCUUGCUACAUGUAGGAGGAGCACGUAUUUUAAAGUUAUAGUAGUGAUAGUGCAAUUGGUUCGAGCCAUUUGGAGGCCGACAUGUGAAGGCCUAUCUGGGUUCGCCUUCUUCUCCGUAUAAAAAGGGGCCUAUUGCUGACUAAGGAAUGAGGCAUAUUGACAUUGCCUCAUCUCUAUUGCACCAAUUGAUAUACUUUUAUAUGCAUGCAUACAUCACGCCACUGGGUCCGAGUCGGUGGACAAAGGGUUGGUUUAAUUUGUCUCUUCGAUAUGGCUCCUUUGAUAUCCUUUGAGAUUUUCAGUGCAAUUCAAUGUUCGGCACAUGCAGUUCAAGGUAUAGCCCACUUGAACCUGCCUGCGCCACGGGUAUAAAACCAGUAACCAUUAAUACCCUAGUGACAGGGAACGCCACCUAUUAAGAUGCCAGUACCUCAUUAGCUAUUUAGGUCAUAUGACACUAAUUGUCAUCUAAUUUUCGUAAUUGGUCAUAUUGAAAAUGACAUAUUUUUAGUUGUCUAUAUGUUUCAGAACAGUUGUCAGUUUGAUCAGAUGAGUGUUUUAUGUUUAAUUUUGUAUUAAUUUUUUUGAAAUAAAAAUUGCCAGUCCCCAAUUUUUCUUCUGCAUUGAAAGGGUUAAUUUGAGCUGGCUAUUCGUUUUCAUCGUUUCAGAAAUACAUACGUGUACUUACAUUUGACAUUUUUUAAAAAGGGCACAGUUGCAGCAUUGAAUAAUUUUUGUUUAAAUAUAUUCCGCAUACUAAUUGCAGAUUAUUGUGAACUAGAAGCUCUCAGAAUGGUGUAUGGCCAUUUCGCCUACAAUCAUUUCACCUACAGCCAUUUCGCCUACUUGUCAAUUCGCCUACUUGUCAAUUCGCCUACUUGUCAAUUCGCCUACUUGUCAAUUCGCCUACUAACCAUUUCGCCUACUUGCCUUUUCACCUACUAGCCAUUUCGCCUACUUUUACUGCUUUUUUUGUUUUUUUAUGAAUUGGAAGGAAAGUAUAGGACUUUCUGGAUAUUUGUAUUGAACAGAGGUGGUUUGAGGCGAAUUUUUAGCUGACAGAUAGGAGUACGGUUACUAUACAUUAGCAGAAAAUUAGUUAGUUUGCUUAUGUUGUGUGACACACUUUAUCAUGUUUAUAGUGAUCCAAUUAAUCCAGUAACCAAAUUAGAGCUUCAACAACAACAAAUUAGUGUAUGAUGAUUGGGACUCUAAAAGGGAAAUGGGAUACACACUGCAACAGUAGGCCUACAUAGGGCCAAACAUAUAUUUUUGGCAGAUACCAAAUAAAUGUGGUGGAUUUGCAAAUCCUCUGCAACAGUAGGUAUAAAACCUGAUAACUUAUAUUUUUUACUGAUACUGGUAUCAAUAUGGAGGAUUUAAAACAAAUAUAUUCAGAAUUAUGUGA